Molecule: messenger RNA, 2745 nt
Organism: Carassius gibelio (silver crucian carp)
Lineage: Eukaryota; Metazoa; Chordata; Actinopteri; Cypriniformes; Cyprinidae
Gene: fdxr
Product: ferredoxin reductase
Exons: 13
Coding region: 654-2123 (489 amino acids)
Biological process (GO): ubiquinone biosynthetic process
Cellular component (GO): mitochondrion
Source: RefSeq, a predicted model, not a curated record
AACGAGGCAAACACAGACUGCUUGUCACAUAUGGUAACUUGUUUAAUAAUUGAACAAUUGUAGAAUAAUUGUAAUUAGCAGACAAAAACCCAUAAAUCACGAUCAGAUUCUACUGAUGUGGAAGACGUGCAUGAAUGCAUGGAGUCGUCGCUGUGUGUAAUAUAUUUGUGCACAGUCUGAGACCUUCAGUCAAGGCUAAACUGAUAAAAUCCCUCAGAUGAGUAGUGAAGCACCAGAGUUCGAGGAAUAUAACGUUAGUUCGAUUAUGUGUGAAAGGAUCAGCAAAAGACAGCGGAAAGUGACAUGUUCACCGAGGAGGAACGUUUAAUCGGAGCAUUCGUUUAUCACGGAGAACUUAAAUCGAUGCACACUUGAACAGAACAUUUCAAAACCGGGCACUUUUAUUUGAACUUACUCCAAAUGGACCCAGUGCAACAGAAUUGGUGCAAUCUGAAGCAAAACAGUAGAAAUGCAUAAUGUAAAUCUUUAAUACAGAUCUAUUUCAGUUUUAUUUCAUGAAGUUCAUGAAUGCAAGCCCACGAAUGUGACCCAUGAGCACGCGCUGAAGGAUCAAAGCUCCAUAAGCAGCUUUUGGCUUCAUAACAGAGUCAUUGUUGGACUUGGACUGUUGUUUUUGUCCUGCAUUUCAUCUAAUGAAGAUGAUGACGAUGAUGAACCUCGUGAGAGGGUCUGUGAUGAAGAUCCACGGCCUGUCGCGCGCAUCUCGGUGUCUGGCAGCUGAAGGCGGAGUGCGUGGGUUGUCCUCCUCAUCCGGUCCAAGAGUGUGCAUCGUAGGUGGAGGACCUGCAGGUUUUUACACAGCACAACAGCUCCUGAAGGCUCGGCAUGACACAGCCGUAGAUGUUUACGAGCGACUGCCCGUGCCGUUUGGACUGGUACGGUUUGGGGUCGCACCUGAUCAUCCUGAGGUCAAGAAUGUCAUUAACAGUUUUACUCAGACGGCCCAGCAUGAACGAUUCAGCUUCCAUGGCAAUGUGAAUGUGGGUAAAGAUGUGACGAUUGACGAGUUACGACAAGCUUACCACGCUGUAGUGCUGAGUUACGGAGCUGAAGGAAAUCGGUCAAUGGGAAUUCCAGGUGAAGACUUACCUGGCGUUUUCUCAGCUAAAGACUUUGUCGGAUGGUACAACGGACUGCCCUGUAAUAAAGAGCUGCAUCCAGAUCUCAGCUGUGAGACCGCUGUGAUUCUUGGACAGGGGAAUGUGGCCCUGGAUGUUGCCCGAAUACUUCUGGCUCCUGUAGAAAUGCUGAAGGAAACUGAUAUUUCCCAGAAUUCCCUAGAGGCAUUGGCGAACAGUAAAGUGCGAAGGGUUUUGAUCGUAGGCCGACGAGGACCUCUUCAAAUCGCGUGUACCAUCAAGGAACUCAGAGAGAUGGUCAAUCUGCCAAAGGUCAGGGCUGAUAUGCUGCCCGCUGACUUUAAGGGCAUCGCAGAAGUUUUGAAAGACCUUCCUAGGCCAAGAAAAAGACUGACAGAGCUAAUGAUGAAAGCCGUAAAGGAAGGAGGAGAUGAUAAAGCGGAGAAAUGCUGGGGCUUGCGCUUCUUUCGCAGUCCAGUGGAGGUUCUCGCUGGGGCUGAUGGGAAAAGAGCUACUGGAAUCCGAUUGGCUCUUAAUAAGCUUGAGGGUUCAGGUGAGAGCGCGCGUGCCGAAGUCACCGGUCAGACGGAGGAUGUGGACUGUGGCCUGAUCAUCAGCAGUAUCGGCUAUAAAAGCAUUCCCAUUGAUCCCGUUGUGCCCUUUGACCCCCGAAGAGCCAUCGUGCCCAAUGAGAUGGGAAGAGUGCAGGACACAGCAGGUCUGUACUGCAGCGGCUGGGUCAAACGCGGACCUACCGGCGUGAUCGCAACCACAAUGAACGACAGCUUUGAUACGGCACGUGUUUUAAUUCAGGAUAUGGAGGACGGCAAGCUGGAUCUGUCAGUCAACAAACCAGGCGCCAAAGCGAUCACUGCACUUCUGCAAACACGAGGUGUGAGGACGGUGCUUUUUUCACAGUGGGAGAAGAUUAAUGCAGAGGAGGAGAAAAGAGGCAGAUCCCUUGGAAAACCCAGGGAAAAACUUCUGGAUGUGGACGAGAUGCUGAAGAUCGCCUGGUCCUGAGAAGCGUUGCCAAGAGCACAUCUGAACUGAAAUAAAAACAACCAAAAAUGAUCUCGCCCACUUGUGGUUUUCACAUUUGUUCUCUAAUUCGGAGCAGAAAAAGAUCACGUUUGGCAGAAUUUUCGUGUUGCUCUUCUUAACACAAUGAAAAAUUAGAAAUAGCGAUUGAAAAUUUGAAUGUGUUAUUCACACAAAACUAUCAUAUGACUUCAGACAUCUGAAAAACAAAAAUGGUGCACAAAAUAGGAUGUUUUCUUGUGCAUUGUUGUAGUUCUUUACUUUCACUGUAUAAUAAGAGCAGCUGGGUGAUUCUUCUAAACAUCAUCUUUUCAUUUCUAGAGAAUAAAUAAAGUUGAAUGAGUAGACGGUGAGUAGACGGACAGACGCACGCUUCAUGUAAUUUGAGAACUUUUUCUUCAUGCUUCAUGCUUUCAGAUUGUAUCAGUGAAGAAUGAGUUGUUUAGCUUUGAUAUCAGGACAUGCAUUAUACAUUAAUCACUAGCAUUUUUCCUAAGUGCUUCUGAUGCAGUGUCAAACAAUGACGUCGAACCGGUCGUUGAACAAAUGGAAAUAUUCACUACCUGUUGACGUAUCUUGCCAGAAUAAACAUGUCUGUGUGAAA